This is a messenger RNA of Raphanus sativus (radish), 1899 nucleotides long. RefSeq lists its product as uncharacterized. NCBI's taxonomy places the organism in Eukaryota, Viridiplantae, Streptophyta, Magnoliopsida, Brassicales, Brassicaceae. Bases 349 to 1275 code for a protein of 308 amino acids. The record is from RefSeq and is a predicted model, not a curated record. The transcript has 2 exons.
UGAAUUCAAAUAAGAUAAAACAAAAAAACGAAAAGUAAAGCUAAAAAGUUCCAAACAGUACAGUAAAGAAGAAGAAGCAGAGUAUCAAAAAUCUCCCCCUUACCAAGAAUUAGGUUUUUUUCGAUCGAAUUCGCGGCAAGUAGGCUCAUUUCUUCCGACAACAGUGGUCUUCUUUCCAGAUAUGUCUCUCCGAGUUCUCAGGCAAGGUGUGCUAAGCUAAAAAGACAAGGAACAAAUCCGAAUCCACAUAUGUUUCUGUCUCAUAGUUUGGUGUGGAGAUAUGUCUAGAGAAGCCAAGAUGUUGUAAGCCUGCUUGAGUGCUGCCAAAGGGUUUAAUCUAAGCUAAAGAUGGGUUCGCUAUGUUGUGUGGCUGCAAAAUCAGAUAGGCCAGAUUCUGCAAGUAGAGACUUUUCGUUUGGCCCUCAUGAGCCUUAUUGGAGGACUAAUACAAGUUUCUCUCCACCUUCGUCGAGAUGGGAUGUCCCUGGUGCUAGCUUCUACGGAUCUUCCACAUCAUCAAACGCUAAUCUUCUUCCUAGUCCCGACCUUUCUCAGACUCUUCAUUGUUCAUUCUCGUCUUGUUCUGAUGAUAUUGGUGACUCUGAAACUAACCGCAACUUCUCAAACCGGCGAUUUUUCCUGUCUAAGCCGGUUCAUCCUAUGGAGGCAGUUGAUGCCUGCAGCUGGAGCAGCGGGACAACAACAAGCAGCAUUGAUUCUAUGGAGGCAGUUCUUGAUUGGGAUAAUAAUCAUAACUCUACCAAACCACAACGAGCAGCUUCGAGUAUAUUUAGAUGCGGUUUGUGUGACAGAUACAUCUCACAGAAGUCUCCUUGUGGAUCUCGGUCCAUCGUAAGAAACCGAGACAUGCCCGUCACGGGAGUGCUUCCAUGUCAACACGUCUUUCACGCUGAAUGUCUUGAGGGAUCAACUCCAAAGGCUCACCGCAGUGAUCCGCCUUGUCCAAUAUGUAUCAAACAGAAAGGAGAGCAGUCGUCUAAAUCACACAACAUUGUCCUGAGGCUUAAACCGUUUUGUGAAGAUAGACAGUGGGCCUGUGCUCAGGUUGGUGACUGUGUUGAAAGUGCUGUUUAUGUGCCGCCGAGAAACACCAUGGUGAUGAUAAACAGGAACAGGAUGAGGAGAAACCUCUCGUUGAGAGGAAGCUCAAGCAAGGAUUAUCCAAGAAAAAUCAAGAAAAGUAGCUCGUUUAUGGAAACUUUUACUAAUCAAGUCUCGCUUGUGCAUUCUUCUAGAGGGAAAGAGAAGGUUUAAUGGUAGCUGGAAAAGAAAAGCAGAGAAAUAAAAAAGGUUGUUUCUUUGACCUCUUUUGAACUUUUGACAAGUGUCACACCAAAGGACUGUAAAGUAUUCAUUCUGGAGACCUGUAAGCAAAUUUGUUAGAGCUUUGAUUGUUUUUUUGUCUUGUAAUCAUCUACUUGCUGGCGAGUGGCGAUCAUCUUAAUUAACCGGUUUAUUAUCCAAUCGAUAAGUUAUUUUAGUUCGGUUUACCUGCACAGCCGAGUAAGAUUGUACCAAACGAAUAUAUCUAGACAGCCGAGUAAACUCGAUUGUGGUGGAAACAGUUUCCUAGCAUAUGUUGGAUAGUUAUAUUUCAGAAUGUUUGCGAGCCAAAAUGAUAGUUGGGUGGUCAAAACAUCCACACUCUUACCCAGUGCCGGCUUAAAACUAUAUUGGACUUAUGGACAAAUUUUUGUUCUCUUACAGAAAGCAAUCAACAUCUAAGCCUCUAUACAAUGAAUGCAAUCUCCGUUUUGUUUUUUCGUAAUGAAUUUUUUUCGAAACGAAUCAUAUACGUGGAUAUUCAAAUUCAUCAACCAAUCUUUAUUGAAACUGGAAAGACAUUCGAAAUUUAAAAAAAAAAAAACGAAAAGAAUA